Molecule: messenger RNA, 3115 nt
Organism: Tachysurus vachellii
Lineage: Eukaryota; Metazoa; Chordata; Actinopteri; Siluriformes; Bagridae
Gene: ppp4r2a
Product: protein phosphatase 4, regulatory subunit 2a
Exons: 9
Coding region: 107-1366 (419 amino acids)
Biological process (GO): protein dephosphorylation
Cellular component (GO): nucleus; protein phosphatase 4 complex; cytoplasm
Molecular function (GO): protein phosphatase regulator activity
Source: RefSeq, a predicted model, not a curated record
CUCCUAAAUAAACCGGCAGUGACGUUACCAGCGCCAUAUUGGUGCAUCUGUUGUCUUUCUGUUUGCAGCUGGGUUUGAAGGAGCUCUGGGGAGAAAAGACGCCACCAUGGAGCUCAGUACACUUCUUGGUGCUUUUAGAGAUUUUGAGAAGAAAGGGAAAAAGGAAGCAUGCCCCAUUUUGGACCAGUUUUUGUGCCAUAUAGCCAAAACUGGAGAGACAAUGAUUCACUGGUCCCAGUUUAAAAGCUACUUCCUUUACAAGCUUGAAAAAGUCAUGGAUGAUUUUAAUGCUUCAUCUCCAGAGCAGAGGGGGGGUCCUGCCAAUCCAAAUGUUGAAUACAUUCCCUUUAAAGAGAUGAAGGAACGGAUACUGAAAAUUGUGGAUGGCUAUAAUGGAAUCCCUUUCACAAUCCAGCGUCUGUGUGAACUGCUUACUGAGCCGAAGAGAAACUACACAGGAACGGACAAGUUCCUCCGAGGUGUGGAGAAGAAUGUGAUGGUGGUCAGCUGUGUGUAUCCUACCUCCGAAAAAAAUGGCUCCAGUGGUGUGAACAGGAUGAAUGGAGUCAUGUUUCCAGGAAACGCGUCUGCUCUUCCAGAUAGAAAUGUAAAUGGUCCAGGAACUCCUAGGCCAAUAAAUAGAUCAAAGAUUUCUCUGUCAAGCAGCAUAACUGCCAAUGGUCUCCCAGACAGCACAGAGUCCAGCGAGCAAGGUGUACAACAGACCGAGAGAACAGACAGUGAUUCGUUGAAUUCAGAAACAGUAUGCUCAAGUGAAGGGAUGAUGAAGGGCAAGCACUGCAAGGACGAGGAAGAGGAUGAGGAGGAUGAGAACCGGCAUAAUGCGAAACGGCUUAAGUUUGAUAACUACACAGAGGAGGAGAAAGAAGCUUGUGAAAAGGAGUUUUCUUGUCACGCUCCUGUUGAGAGCUCAACAGAUGUUUCUGAGUCCUCUCUGCACAUUAGUGUGGAAGUGAAAGAUACAUCUACGCUUGUUUCUGAAGAUCAAGAGCCCUCCAGCACACAGUCCGAGUCUAGCGAUGUCCUGGCUGGCGAAUCAGGGACACUGGAUUAUCCUGGCUCUUCCCACAGUAAUGAAAAUGGGUGUGAAGCAGAGCAGGCAGAACACAAGGCACAGCUAAAGAGGAUGGACCCUGCAGAAUUAGAGGAGACAGAGGAAAACAGUGACCCAGUAAGCAGCAGCAGCAACAGUGGUAGUGAGGAAGCAGAGCGUCAUGCAGCGUCUGCUCCUUCGUCUCCCAGCACUUGCACAGAGCCAGCUGCAGAGGGCAACAGCAUUGCACAGGAUGCACAGGACACCUCACAAAGCUCAGAGACUGAACAAGACUCUGUAGAUCAAGGCUGAAUGCACUUGUUUCUUUUCUUUUCUUUCUAUGUCUUUUUUCUGUCUUUCUUUUUAAUAAACACAGCACCACAUCAAUCCCAAACUACCAGCAGCCCUGGAAACAGAGUGCAAGUCUUAAUACCUCACACUAGAGGAGGGCUUUCUCAUGGUAAUGCAGAGAACCUUAUCCUCCUCACGUCUCUACACGAACUUUGCAUGGCCUUCUGACAGCCACACUUCAUGCUGUGUAUCUGUUCUUAUCUGGAGAAUGAUUUUAAUUUUUUUGUUUACUGACACAAGCCUACAGUGGUGAACAUAUGAUGAUCUAAUCAUGGUUAUCAUCCUGUUUCCCAAAACUGAUUUGCCACAAAUUUUCUAUAGAGGUGUUUGACUUGUGUGCACGUGGUGUCCCACCCUGUGUUUUAGUUUAUAUAUAUAUAUAUAUAUAUAUAUAUAUAUAUAUAUAUAUAUAUAUAUAUAUAUAUAUAUAUAUAUAUAUAUAUAUAUAUAAAUAAAAAUAUAAUUUUUUUUCUUCUUUUAAAUAGAGUGAUGCAGACAGAUGAGAGAAUCUACAAAUCAGGAUUAAAACAUUCCAGGGGCCUCUUAAAAAAUACUAUGUAGGAUUAAACCACUAGCGGUUGUAAUUCAAACACCAUCUAUUCCUGAACAAAGUCAACGUGUCUGUCUGGACGAUUCUGUAAACAGAAGCACUGGAAUAAAGCAUUUUAUACUUAUCAAAUCAUCAUUUUUAUGUUCCAGAAACCAAAACAAUCUGCGUUUAAUGGACCAAUACCUGUAUUUCUAAAAUUUGAAUUUAUUUUAUAGAAAUAACAGAAGUAACUGUUCAUGCAGCAAGAGUCUGACCAAAUGGCAAUUUAGUUUGAAUCAUCACAUUUUAUCUGUACUGCCUUCUGCAUUCACUUUGUUGUGACACAAAUGGAAAGUCAUUUUAUAAUUUUUUUUUUUUAUUUAUUCAACCACUCAGUUUUCUUGCUCUAGGAAUAUGAAAACUCUUAUCUGUAGUGAAGUUAGGCAUGCCUUUAUUGCUCUCUGGUGGAGUUUGAUCAAGCGUGGAGUAGAGGAGCUUUAAUUAAGUUCUUUCCUCUGCUCUUUUUUUUCUUUUGGAAGAAGUGCGUUAACAUGCCAACAGUCUCAGUUUCUUUUUUCUUCUUUUUUUUUUCUUGUAUCAUACAUUUUUAGUACUACUUGAUCAUCAUUCUAGCAUUUUAUGGUGCUGUUAAAUGGACUGUAAUUUCAACUGCGUUAGAUAUCUAUUCAGUUAGUUGGAAUGUAAGUAAUUUAAUUUAAAAUUACUAAUUGUAUGUUUGUGUUUUACCACUAUUGAGCAAUUCCUAUUGGUGUCUGUAAUAGGCCUUUCACAUUACAUUUCCUUUCCUAGCAAAACAGUUCCGAAAAUGGUGAUGAACUCCUUGAACACUACCCUUCCUCUGCAGCUUCGUAACAUCGGAGCUAACGUGGGCUUAGGCCGUCAUAUCUGUAACUAAUUUCAGGACUCUUUUUUUUGAUAUUUAGAAUUUUUAAAUUUCUAUAUUAAAUUAGAAUUUGUAGAAUGUCAUGAUUUGUUCAAAGCCUUUGUGUAAAGUAAUCAAUUUUAUGAUUUUUCUGUGAACUGAAUGCCUGGGCUUUCAAUACAGUAUUCAAUUCAAGUAAAGCAAUAAAUGUUAACAGUAAAAAUGUUGAUAAGACUUCAUUUGUGCAUGAUGAAGUAGCAGCCGUUAACAAUCGAUAAAUAAAUUUUGGAACACUGAA